Messenger RNA from Salmo salar (Atlantic salmon), 2886 nucleotides. RefSeq names its product tocopherol (alpha) transfer protein (gene ttpa). Gene Ontology annotation, cellular component: late endosome; membrane. NCBI's taxonomy places the organism in Eukaryota, Metazoa, Chordata, Actinopteri, Salmoniformes, Salmonidae. The record is from RefSeq and is a predicted model, not a curated record. Gene Ontology annotation, molecular function: lipid transfer activity; phosphatidylinositol bisphosphate binding; vitamin E binding. Gene Ontology annotation, biological process: vitamin E metabolic process; vitamin transport.
GUGUUGACGAGCGAGACUAUUUCAGUAGCCUAUUCUGAUUGCGCCGAAGGAAGUUUCAUCAUUCUCCUUUAUGUAAAUUCAGUAACUUACUUUUGUGUGUGAUGGGCGUGAAAUGUGAUACAGUACCGACAUGAAGUCCGGAGAGGAGACGGAUUACGAGGGAGACCUAAAUAGUUUGCCCGACGACUCCAACUUUGUCAAACCUUAUUUAUUAGAACUGAGACAGAGGGCACAGAAAGACAUCAUCGACCCGCAGCAAAGCUUGAAUUGGUCCGACAGUUUUCUAAUAAAGUUUCUGCGAGCGAGAGACUUUAAUGUUGAGCUGUCACUGAAGCUACUCGUUAAUUACCAGCGUUGGAGGAGGGAGUGCCCAGAGAUCAGUGCCAACCUGCAGCCGUCCUCUGUCCUGGGACUCCUCCAGAAUAACUACCAUGGAGUGCUGAGGGACCGGGACCUCAGCGGCAGCAGAGUGCUCAUCUAUAGGAUCGGCCAGUGGAACCCCAAAGACUUCACAGUGUACGAGGUGUUCCGGGUCAGUCUGAUCACAUCUGAGCUGAUCGUCCAGGAGACGGAGACCCAGAGGAAUGGACUAAAAGCCAUUUUUGACAUGCAGGGAUGGUGCUUCGCUCACGCCCUCCAGAUCAACCCCUCCCUGGCCAAGAGGAUCUCCUCUGUGCUCACAGACUCGUUCCCUCUGAAGGUGCGAGGAAUCCAUCUGAUCAACGAGCCCAUAUUCUUCAGACCUGUCUUCGCCAUGCUCCGCCCAUUUCUGCCUGAUAAGAUCAAACAGCGGAUCCACAUGCAUGGCAGCACCUUCAAAGAGACUCUGAGGGAUUUCUUCUCCGAAGACAUCCUCCCCCAGGAGUACGGGGGCAGCGGCCCCUCCAUGGAAGAGGUGUGUCAGGAGUGGACCUCCCACAUCCUGCAGUCUGAGGAACUCCUCACCCAGCUCUCCAUCUACCCUGCAGGAGAUGAGGUCACCUCUGACCCAGAACCUGACAGCCAGUCUGCCUACAGCUCCUGACUCCCCAUAGACUACACAUCCCAGAGUGCAUCUCACUGACCAACCACACAACUCUUAGCAUUCUUCUGAAGUCCAAUUCCAAUUUCUUAUUCCUUUCUUCACCUUCUUUUUUUAAGGGAAGUCCAAUCGAUAUGGUUGGGGUGCACAACUUGAGCUCUUGGUCCAAGAUUGUCUGCUAGUUUUGAGUUUACAAGAGUAUCCUGUUUAUUUAAAGUUUUUAUCAGUAGUCGAUGAAAAGAUAGGAUGAUGAUGAGGGAUGCUCGGUAGGAGCUAGUGCUCAAAAUAGUAUAAUAACACAUUGGAAUUGGGCCUAGACUACUUUUCGCCAUCUCAUCUGUUUUAUGGGUUUUGCAAACAUUUAUAUUAUCGGGACGGCAGGUAGCCUAGCAGGUGGGAGCGUUGGGCCAGUAACCGAAAGGUUGCUAGAUCGAAUCCCAGAGCUGACAAGGUAAAAAAUGUCAUUCUGCCCCUGAACAAGGCAGUUAACGCACUGUUCCCCGGGUGCAAAAGUGUUGAUUAAGGCAGCGCUCUGAUUCAGAGGGGUUGGGUUAAAUGCGGAAGACUGACUAGGUAUCCCCUUUACUCAACCAACUGUCUUCUACCAUAAUGUGUUAAAACAGAAGGCAAGGUUAAAGACAUAUAUAUUUGAGCUAUUUUUACAAUUCUGUGAAUGUCUACUGUAGUAGUGAUGUAUAUUUUUAUACUAUGAUUGGUGUUUUAAUUAAUUAUGAAGAUUAAGUGCUUAGUUCUUUACUCAAAUAAGUAUAAGCUGAUACAGCCUGUUCUUGGAAAGAUCCGUUAACCCAGAUUGAUAAUACAAGAUAGCAAAAAUCCCUGAAUAUCCUUUGUCCAGCCUGUAGUAGCAAACUCUGAGGAAAUUGAUUCAGUUCUUUGCUGUUUUGUCUUUUUCUCACAGAAGAUGAUGAAAGAAAGGUGUCCUCAGAAAUGUUCACAUUGUAGCAAAAUUGGAGAGAUUUUAAAAAUUGACAAUGUUUUCAACAUCUCUCUCACUCAGAUGAGAGAAGUGCUGAAUACAUCUCUGUAUGUUAUUACAGAAGUUCUAGUCCAAUGAAAGCUGCUGAGGGGAGGACGGCACAUAAUGGCUGGAAUGGAGUGGUAUCAAACGCGUGGUUUACAUGUGGUUCAUACCAUUCCAUUGACUCCAUUCCAGCCAUUGUUAUGAGCUGCUCUCCCUUCAGCAGCAUCCACUGCUCUAGUCCAUUCCCUGUCUUUAUGUGAAACAGUCCAAAGGUCUAAAAGCUGUCCAGAGGGGCAGUGUGAUGAGCUUAGUUAGGUUCUCUCACAACAUUAUGUUGAGCCUGGCUGGGAUCUUUCUCAGUCUACUGUGUUGAGUUUGGCUGGGCUCUCUCCCCUCCUGACCAUAGGCCCUCAGUAAACGCAGUAAACAAGCCCUCUGUCCAUGUUUGAGGAGAUUUCAUUACAUUUGGAUGGCUUGAUUUAAUCAUGUUCAGUUAUGCUUUAUUUGUGUCCGUUUGUUUGGGAGCAAGACGAGCAAAAUGAUUUUUGAUGAAGUGCCUCUUUGUGUUUUUCUAUUGAUAUUCUACUUGAGGCUUGUUGGAACACAUUGCUUGCUACAUCUUUAUGACCAAUAUCAUUGCAUUGAGGAAAUGUGAACAUACCAGUAAUUUAAAAGAACUUUUGUAAGCUUUGCGUCAUUCAGUGGUUCCUGAUAGACCGUCAUCUUGCUUCCUCAUAUGGCAAAGGUUUACUUUUCCUACUAUUAUUAGUUUUUGGAAUAGUACUGUAAUUAAACAACUUGCACUAUUGAAAGUUUAUUAAACCGCUGUAAUUGAAUGCCCUAUAGAAGGUGAAUAUUUUAUUAAAAUAUCAAAUUAAUAUCA